Messenger RNA from Chiloscyllium plagiosum (whitespotted bambooshark), 12634 nucleotides. Lineage: Eukaryota; Metazoa; Chordata; Chondrichthyes; Orectolobiformes; Hemiscylliidae. The record is from RefSeq and is a predicted model, not a curated record.
CGACAGAGAACUGCGAUAGUCGGCGACAGGCGGCGGGGCGGAAGGCCGGCUGGCCGGAGGGCAUGAGAGCGGCCAUCGAGCAUGUCCGGGGGAGACAGAGACUCCGAGGUGGAAGAAGCAGGACAAGUUUUCCUGCUUAUGAAGAAGGAAUAUCGGAUUUCCCGCAAUGUGAGAUUAGCUUGGUUUCUCAACAGAUUGAAUCAAAACAUUCGACCGAUGUCAAAGUCUGAGCUUAGCAACUCCAGCAAUGAACUGGAUGUUCUCAGUGUCCUACCAAAAGGCUGGCAGCCAGAUGAAUCAAUUGCUAAUCAAAUGUACCAACUGGUACCCUCAACCCAUAUUACCUUCCUUGCUCAGCGAUACCGCUUUGUUAUUGAACUGGAUCUCAGUCCGUCUACAGGGAUUGUGGAUGAUUCUACUGGAGAGCUGAUUUUUGAUGAAGUAUUUCACGCACUCUCAAAGUGCUUAGUGGAAUUGCUGCGACCAUUUAAAGUCCCGGGUACGGACAUAGUGUUUCAGCCAGAGAUCUACAUUACUAUUCUCGCUUAUUCUUCUAUUAUAGGACUUCAGUCUCACCAGGUUCUAGUACAAGGCUGUUUAUUGGACCGAAGUAGCUUGGAUACUUUCCUUCAGCAUAUCUAUCAGCAGUUACGAGCAUUUGAAAACAAUGUAGCUGAAGUUCUUCAACAGUACUACAAGCCCAAAAUGCAGUCUGAUAGGCCCAUUUUAUCCCAAGGGGAUGCUAGUGACUUCUAUGAUCAGUCUUCGCGCAAGAUGACUUUUUCAAUGGUAACACCAGAUAUGGGACUCGUCAACAUGAUCCGCAAUGGAAUCCUAGCACUUCAGCUGCUGCCAUUUAACUCCAGUGCAGGUAUAAUAAUCAUCACUGAUGGUGUAACAAGUGUACCAGAUGUCGCAGUGUGUGAAACAUUGUUAAACCAACUGCGUGGUGGCACAAUUGCUUGUUCUUUUAUACAGGUUGGAGGUGUGUAUUCGUAUGAUUGCAGCUUUGGUUAUGUACCAAACUUGGAGUUAAUGAAGUUCAUUGCCAUGGCAACGUUUGGAUCCUACAUGUCCACAUGCCCAGAAAGCAGCCUCAAUAUGAAUGCAUACCACAAAGCAUUUCUACUAUACAGCUUUCUGAGACCUGGAGAAUCAAUGAACCCAGAAUAUUACUGUGUGUCCCAACAUAAACUGUUCAAUGAGCACCUAGUGUCUGCCAGCAGUAAUCCCGCACUGGCCAUGAGACGAAAGAAACAUGCUGAGAACGAGGUGCAUGCAGACCUGACCAGUGUUGUCUCAGUACGAUUGCGUGAGGGCUACACAGUGAAGGAACUUAAUAUCACUAAAGGUGGAACUCAAUUGGAAGUGAAACUGAUGCUGCUAUGGAAACACAAUAUGAGAAUUGAAUAUCUUGUGGUAGCAUCAUGGCCUCUAGAUGCAGCUAAACGCUUAACCUGGGUGGAGGUAACAAUGGAGGGCAGCUAUGAUAUGCUUCAUGACAUUAGCUGCACGAUGAGGAAACCAAUAACCAGUCCAUAUCGCACCACAGUUAUCCGGCGGUUCUGGAACACACUGCAGAGUAUUAAUCAAACGGAUCAGAUGCUGGUUCAUCUCAAAUCCUUCAACACUAUCCCUGAGCAUUACACCAUCCCAGAGAGCACGAAGAAUGGGGUUCCAUUAUUCUACAUCCCACCAGGAUCUACCACUCCGGUGCUGUCAUUGCAACACAGUGGCUCUAAGGACUCCAGCCAGUCCCAGUUUUCCUCUUACUGGAAGCCUAUCUUGUCUAUGGAUGCCAGCUUCUGGCAGCGGUGGCUUCAUAUGCAUCGCAUUGGCAUACUAUUGGAACAUGAUAUUCCAGUGCCAAAACAUAUCCAUACGCCAGGAAGUAAUGGCCGCUACAGUACCAUCCAGUGUCGUAUCUCUCUCUCUGCACUAACAUCCCUCCUGCGGGAUUGGAGCAGUUUUGUGCUGGUAGAAGGAUACUCCUAUGUUAAGCUUCAUUACAAUGGAACAGAUCAGCCUCCUUCUUCCUUUUACCUUGUCCGAGUUAUUUCCAAAGCUCCAUGCAUGGUCCUUCGUUUGGGAUUUCCCAUUGGAAUGCAAGCUCAAGCUCGAAAUAAGAUUGUCGAUGAACUGCGAGAUCAGAUACUUUCACUUCGCUUUCCCCAAAGAGUGCAAAGCAAAGAAGCAACACCAAAAGUCAAGAGGAAACAUUUGGGCAACGCCUCUCCUUCAAAGUCUCCUCCUCUUCCUGCCACACAGCUGGCACUUUCUGAUCGACCCUGUGUUGUAAUACUGAAAAAACCAUUGGAAAAGCUUCUCAUUAGGUAUGAGAAGCUUCCAUCAGACUAUCGAACUCCUUUUAUCUUGAACUUAGACAGCUGUGGACAUCCAGCAUCUAUGUCAGGAGCUACGACAAUGGCAACUACUCGCACAGCUUCCUCCACACUUGCCUCCUUGUCUCGUUACUUCUAUCAUCAGCGCUGGAUAUGGUCUGUGCAGCCAGGUUUGGGCCCAUCAGUACCCAUCACUUCUGCAGCACAGAUACUUUCUAUUCUCACUGAGAUUCGUUUGUCUGAAGGGUUCCGCUUUGCUGCCACUGGAGAUGGCAUUGUCACCAUGGUGAUUGAGUUACCUAUGAAGGGCAGUUCAAGAUGUGAUGCUGAUAAUGAUGUGCUCCAUACAUGCCUAGUACAGUACAUCAUCUUUCCACCUCAUACUACAUCUACCAAAGACAGCUUCUCCACAGAUGACGAUAAUGACACUGAAGUCGAGGCAAUUGAACUUGACACAGAAUUGAAUUUAGUGACUGAAUGUUGGGUGGAGCCUCAGAGUGGUCAUGUGGUUACCUCUGCUGACAGCCGAAAGUACUUGAAUGGAUUGUCCUAUUUAGACAUCCCAAAAGCAAUUUUUCCACAAGACUAUGCAUGUGUAUCUUCCAUGUUGACCUUUGAACAUCUAAGUCAGCUCUGUCAGAAUAAGGACUACAUCUUGCCACUUUGGGGGUCAAGGAACACAGAAGCAGGUGAUUAUGAAGCAGAGAAUGAUUUUAUCCGAGCUGUUCCAUUCCAGUUCGAUUUGAUGAAACUUUUAUCAAAGUGUCAACAAAUAGAACUGUUUUUCCACAUGUUCACUAAAGCAGAGAAUGAUGAGAGUACAAAGGAGACUACCUCUUUACCCAAUGAGAUCCUGUUAAAUCUUUUCCAUAGCUAUUUGCAACAGGAUCUCAGUGAUCGGGAAUUGCCAUUAGCUGACUCUGACCACAUGACAUUUAUGCAACAAAUCGUACAACGGGAUCGGAAUGGUCAUCCGAUGCCUUUCUCGCUACCACAAGCUAAAGACGAACCACUGAAAGUGACCAAAAUGUUGGACAGACAAGAUACCAUGAUGUCAUUGCAUACCCUUGGAAGUAACAAAGAGGUCCUGGGUUCAACCAGCACCUUACAGAGUGUUGGCAAUCCUGAGAUGACAGAGGAAAAUACACUGCCAGCACCAGAGAAGAGCACACCGCAAUGGAAAUGCUAUGCCAGGUUUGUGAAUGCACAGCAAAUCCUGCUCAUCUUUUUGCCAGCCACGUUUGCAGAUGUGCAGCGACUGAUUGCACCUGGGGUCGAUGAGAGCACAAAGCAUUCCAGAUUAGAAGAUGAUGAACUCCUCCAGGUGGAAAUGAAAGAAUCAAUGAUGAGUGAGCACCCUGGCGUAUUUAGUGCACCCUUAACAAUAAAGAAAUCUGAGUUGAGCAUCGUCGAGGAAACACUUGAAAGCAAAGCUAGCCAAGUUGCAGUCAGUGCAUCGAAGAAUAACAGCAAAAAGGAUUUUGUGACAACAUUGCAUUCCCCAGGACAGGAAACCCAUUCUGCCAGAUCUACACCUCUCCUUUCUCCAACCUUGGCAGGUGGUAAUGACAUAUCACUUACUGAAUCUGAAAAGGAGAAAAUACAACCUGAUACAGACUCAGACAAUGUGGCUUCAGAAGUAGAAAAGGAACGCGUAGAGUUCAGUUUGCCUUCCAAAAAAGACUGUCACAUCACAUUCAGCCGACAGACUUCUCAGAUUGACUUGUGUGACCCAAAUCACCUUCGAUGUCCUGUCUACAUAUACAACUGCUCCCUGGAGUUGUUAAGGGAGCAACUUGUGAAUUCUUGCGCUGAACGCUCUAAAAAGGACAUUUAUUUCAGAUCUCAAGACAAUGUUUCCUGGGAACUGUAUCAGGAUUUGAAAACCAGAUCGUUGUCGCAGGAACGGCCAGCAAACUCAUCCUCAGUGGAUCCACAAUCUUAUCUCCACAAGAACAAAGAACUCACCAACUACUGCAACCUUAUUCAAGAGCAUUACCAUCAAUGUUAUGUAAAAGGUGUAUUUAGAAGUUUACAGCAAUCAUAUUACAUCAGCUCUCAAGACCUGCUUACAGCUAUGGACUACUGUGAGGAAUUGCUGCAGGAAAUUGAUAUCACCACUUUUCUGCAAACACUUUGUGGACAUAUCCGAUCAUUCCGUGAAAGUCAUGACUUGCAGCGUUGGAGUGAUCAUGACUCCAACCCUACAUUUGUGAUUGGAGGAGUAGAACCUGAGGAUGACCGGGUCCAGAGGGGAGUUCUUGCAUCUACUUCAAGUAUAGAGACUGAAGACCUCAGUGAACAAGAUUUGAAGAGUGUACAAUCCAGUGUUGCGUCUCCAGUGACACACGAAGAACCAAAAGCGAAGAAGAUCUGUCUGGAAUUUCCUCUAUCAUUUCUUCAGUCCAGCCAACAUUGUGAGGUCUACCCCAACUUGCAUAAAAUCAUUCAGGACAAAUUCCUUGAGAUUGGACGGCAACAUUUCAAGACUGUGCCUUCAAAUCCUUAUUAUUUCUUUUACUGUCCGCCCUCAGCGAAGCGAGAGGAAGAAACUUAUCAAGAUGAAAGGGACCGAAAACAGAGUGAAGAAAAUGAUCUUUCGGAGUUGGAGAUUGCAGGGGAGGAGGGCAAUAUAUCUGGUUGUGGUGUAGUGACAGAGAGUGAUCCAGACCUGGAAGUGGAAUAUCGAGAAAGAUCUGACAAAGAAGUACAGGAUGCAGAAUCACUCUCAGAUACAAACACUAUGAAUAGGGAUGAUGAUUCAUUCAGUGUCCUUGGUGGAGAUUCUUUAAAUGAACAAGACAUUUCAGAUCAGGAAAUGCCCCCAUUAUUUGUUCAUCUCACUUGCUCAAUUGGUGGGAAGAAGCGCCAUGGACCAUUCUCUGUAGAAUCCAUACCAGUGGAGUCAUUGCCUACUUGCCUUGGUGAAAUUAUCAGCUGCCCGGAGAGCUUCCCAGUCAAAUCAAUUGAUCUAAAUGACUUAGUUGUUACUCUGGACAUUUUUGUGCUGACUCUUCCAUUGGAAAUUGAGAUUAUGCCAACACAUGUAAACCACCACAGGUACACAUCUGAAAGCAGCAGCUCUAUGAACCGAUCACCAGGCCAACCAUCAUCAUAUCGAUCUGAUGACGAGAUAAUGCAAAACAUUGAUCGACUUGUUUCUACCACAGAUGAAAGGAUUACUGAGGCUUUGUGUGAUCCACUGUCGAAGCUGCCUGUGUUGCACAAGCAAGCUGUUCUCGCUACAAUGGAUGAGAUCCAUUGGCUUCUGGAGGAUGAGAUUGUUUCAGCCUUGCGUCAUUCAACAAAUAUUACUUUAGCUACCCUACAGAAAGUUGCAGAUCAUGUGUACAUUUCAAAAGAAAGACCACGAUGCCACAGCAAAGUGGUUCCCUUGAAGUUUGUUUUUGGUCCAGAGGAGUCACUGGAGAAAUUUAAAGAGGAAUUUAAGCGCAUGAAUCUUCCAGGAUACCUCCUCAAUGAGGAGGCAAACAACUUCUACUAUCUGUCUGUGAGUCGCUUGCAUGCACAAAGAAUUGAAGCAGCGCAGAAAUGUUCCACAGACCUAGCACAGCAUAGCCUGGCAAGUGAGUGUGUGGCAGUCGCAUGUGAUGAGAGUGCAGAUGCAGAAGUAGCUCUGAUAUGCCAUCAACAACAGGAAAAUUGGACUGAACAAAUGGAAGUGACAACAGCAUCAAUAUUAACUGAGGGAGAGAAAAGUGAAGAAAAAUUGCAGGUCUUGAAGAAUGAAAACAAACCAACAUCUGAGAGAACAGUGAUACCUGCUGUGACUAAUGAAGCAUAUCUUACGUCAACUGAAUUAGUUGAAGAGAGCAUGGAAGGGAAAAGCUGUCUGUCUAUCAGCCAGUCUGAUCAACAGGAUCAAGUAUUUACAGUGAUCAAGCCUGACCGAUCUCUUACUAGUACACCUCUCCAACAGUCAAGCCCAGGACCUGAGAGAGUACCAGUGGCAAAUCCCCCAUCACAGGCCUCUUCUGCUGUGAGUCUCGUCGAAUCUGUGCAGUCCAAUAUACCUGGCAGUACAGGCUUUUGCAAGCUGAGACCAAGCCGAGUACAGAGUGUGGUUUCCAGUCAGGGCAGUCUGGAUUCUGAUCUAUUAGGAUAUGAUGGAGGCAGCAGUGAUUCAGAGUGCGAAGGUGCUACCAUGAAUGAACAGGACCCAAAAUGUCCCCUGAUGCCUGACUUUUGGCUGAUCAUCAGAAUUCACCAUGAUCGAGUUGAAGUUUAUUGUCAUACACGGAAUCUUAUUGGGAUAAAGGAUGAGUCAGAAGUUGAAGAAGAGGAAGAACUCGAAUACUUGCGUCUCUAUAGAAUAGUGAUUGAGAAAAUUACGGAGAUUUGUCGUAUGGUCAACCAGCGCCUGUUACUUCAGGAUCUGCAUGACAGUCAUGUCUGUAAUUCAUUGCUUGUCGCUGAAAGUGAAGAGGACAUCUGGAAGAAUGAAACCCCCUAUCCUUCAUAUCGUCCACGGGCUACAGCUAGUGAUGACUAUUCAACAGAUGAUAAUUAUCAGUCAAAGGAUUACUUGGCUGCCACAAUGCAUUUUAUGGCAGGCCACUUUUCUUGUGAAGUGGUGUGGAAGACCAUCAUACAUAUCCACCCUCGACUCAAGAUGGGGCCUAACAUGGGUGUCGCGAGAGCAAUUCAGGCCCUGAGAUCUGUUCUAAAUGCUUUCUCGGUUGUGAACAGGAAAAAUAUGUUUGUCUACCAAGAAAGAGCCACCAAGUCUGUAUUUUACCUAAGACUGUCUGAAACAACAUGCAGUGGCAAUCCACUGGACUGGGACAGGGAGAGUCAGCCCCCACUGUCUUCUCGUUCACUGGCUUUAACACGUAGCCAGGAACCGAUACUUGUUGAUGAACUAGGGAGUUCCAGACCCUUUGUGGAUUCCACUCCCUCUCGAACUGCAGAGUCAUCCCGACCUGUUGGCCAAGUAGAUAAGCACAUUCUACUGAUGGUACAUGGUGUUGGACAAGCAGGACCUGAAAUCACAGAUGAGUUGGUGAAGGUUUUGCGAAGACGUUUAGAUGAAGCAACACUUGAUAUCAUCACUGUCAUGCUGGUCCGGAACUGCAAACUGACCCCUGCCGAUGUAGAGUUUAUACAGCCGCCUGGCACACCACCAACUGAAGUGGUGCAGUUCACAAUCUCAAACUGCUGUCUACCUUGGCUGCAUGCUGUCGCAUAUUACCUGCGUCAGAACCUACUGAUAUUCCUUCAUACUCCAAAGUACACAGACAGUAAUGUAGAACACCACUUCCAGCACUACACGCAUGGAAAAAAUGUAUCUGAUGCAGACAUCUAUCUCUACAAUAAACCUGGUGGUCAAGGAACUGGUGGGAAAGGUACCAUGGUGGAACUUGUGCAGCAUCUAUUUCCACCCUCCCAGUUCCAAGGCAUUGCCUGUAUUGCCUUAUCUAUUGUGGAUCAACAUGGAAAUCCCAUACUGACAACACAGCAGCAAGAGCAAACAGACCCUUCCAGAUUAUGUUUUCCCAUAGAUCUCAUUCAGGAAGCAGACUUCAACAAACUGACCUGUGUCUCUAGAUAUGAGAGCAACUCCGAAGGAAAAAUAUCUGACCCCAACACCCUUGUACGUUUUGAUAUUUGGGAACAGGGAAACAUCAGUCUAUUGCAACUUACUGAAAAACUUCAGAAUGGUCUUCGUCAUGCUCUUUGUGAUGUUGUUAUGGAAUUUCGAAUGCUCCAGUGCCCACUGUGCGUGGAAUCCUACUGCCCUGCCAUGGUCACACCAGAGAGUGACACAAAUGGUCGACUCAGCAGGUCAGGGUCAGAGAUUAAAGAAGCAAUUGCCCUUUCUAGCAGUUUGGCUGGAAGUAAAAGCAGCCCUGUACCUGUUUCCACCCCUGGCAACUCGGAAUCCACCACUCCAACAAGCAAGACAGGCCGACGCAGUUUCUGGGAUAUGCUGAGUAAGACUGAUUUCUCUGACACUGGCACCCCUAAGACCACAGAUGACAUUGUUCUGGAAAGGACCGAUGACAGUCGUAUUCGUCGUAGGCACAAAACAGAACAUUUGAAGCAGUCUUCUAGUCACGACCGAGCAUCCACAGUGGAACUGGAACAAACACAGAGACAGGCAGCUUCAAGAAGGAAGCGGACUGGCCAGUUGGAGGAAGGAGACCUGGGAUCUCUUCAUCCUCUCUUUCACGUCACAUGUCAGCAGUGGAUGGCAUUCAUGGGUGUGCUGGGAUGUCCUUCCGUACAACAGUGUUCUGUUGAUAUUGGUUCCCGAUUUUUACUCAGCUCCAUUCUCACUGAGAUUGUGAAUUUGAUCAGCAGUCUUGCCACUGACACAACUGUUAAAAUCUUUGAAAAAAUUAGUUCUCCGCAUGGUUCCACUUUCCUGCCAUAUUGUCUCAGUCAACACUCCUCUACUCGGCCUGGUUCAGCCAGACAAUUCAUUCUGAUUGGACGUAAUUUCCACCAGUGGCGUUACAGUACAGAACAAGUUGACUGUGAUGGUGGUGAAAACAGACCUUUGGUAAAUAGUGUCAAACCCCACAAGGGAUUUCAGAAGUUUGAAGCAGUAGAGUUCAAUACUGCUGAGAAAUCGGGUGAUUCCUCAAGUCCGGGCAUGAGUGGAAAGAGUAUGAUCCCCCGGCAGCGAUUCCUCAUAAUUGACAUCAUUGAUAAAAAGCUGACACUUUAUACCUAUAACUGGUCAGUGGAUCUGGGAGUUUCAUUGAAUCGAGGAUUGAUUCGCCUUAUUCAGUGGCAAAAUGCACGCUCUCAUGUGGUACACUGCCUCCUCAGUCAAAAGAUGGGUCUCUUCCAUCAUUACUGUUUUGCUGACACACCUGUAUAUGAUGACUCUAAACAGGAACCAAAUCCUUUCCUUCAGUCCACAUUGGAAGCUGAUGCACUGAUCAAGAGCCCAACCCCGCCACCAAGUAAAGAACAGGGGCGGCUGAGUUCGACAAACCGGAGUCUUCCAGUUCUCCACUUUCCACCAGAGAUUGUUCCAUUUGAUGAGGCCUUGCGUGAUGUCACUGUGCCUAAAGUGAUGCGACAGUUGCACGAUGUGGGGCUGAAUGACCCAGUCUCACGUCAUGGCACACAGUUCCUAGAAAUCAAAAACUUGGAGCGGAAAGAGAUGGAGAAACAGAUGAAAAUUGAGAACCUAUUUGUGACAUGGCAGCAACGUUCUGCGCAGUCCAACAUGCCUAUUACACUUGGUGACUUGGAUACCCUGAAACAGUCUUCACGUCUUGUUCAUUACUGUGCCACCCCACUGCUGAUUGAUCCCGUUUUUAGGCAACAAAUCCAAGCAGAGCAGCAGAUUGGAUCUGAGGGAAAGAAGCGUCAUCGUUCUAAUGACUCAACUGCAUCCGGAAGAGACCGGAGUCAUAGCUGUGAUUCUGUGGAAACAAUGCCUUUUAAACUAAAGGAGGAACAGUGGCUGGGAGAAAUCUCCAACGCAUUCAUGCAGCAGUACAUCCAGUACUUACAAAGCAUGGGCUUUAUCCUCGUGCAGGUUCGCCCACCUUCUCCUACGAGGAGUUUGGGGCGGACUCGGCCACUGGACUCACGACCUGUUUCUAUUCACAAGCAGAAAAGUGAUGACAGUCCAAAGAGCACGGAUGGCUCCUGUGUAAUGAUCUACCAUCUUCAAAGGGCUCUGCCAGGUGGAAUUGUACUUAUGGAGCUUGCUUUCCAGGGCUGUUACUUCUGUGUGAAACAAUAUGCCCUUGAAUGCUCCCGGAUUCCAAUGGGACAGUCUGUCAAUUCUCAGGGCUCUCUAGUGUCCAAAGCUCGCAUCAAGUGCCUUGCCGAAGUGAGUUCGGUCUCAGAGUCAGCGCUGUCAAUGUUGUUUACAGAGGAGUGUGACAAGGUUCGGGACCUGAUGCAUGUUCACUCCUUUAGUUAUGAUUUCCACCUUCGUAUCAUUCAUCAAUACUUGGUCGGCCGUCAGAUGACUCUGAGGCAGGGCUACCAUUUGACUAGCUUCCUCGAAGAUUUUAUCUGUCACCAUCCAGAUAUUCCAAAAUAUGGAAGGAACCACAUCUUUGAAGGGACGAUAGCUUUGUCCACAAACAUGACAACUGCUCAUCAACUGUACAACUAUAUCACUGACCAUGCCAGUAUAUAUGGAAUGAAACCAUUGCGUAUGUCAAGAACAGCAAUGGGUAUGGAGGGAAGAAAGGGGACCCAGAACACAGAAAUGCAUGAGUAUGCAUUAGUGGCUCUUUGGAAUCGAUCUGGAUCAUACAAAGAUUCUGAAGGAAUCAGACAUCAUGAUGAGUUUGAUGUAUCCUUAUUGGUGUGUCAUAGUGCGGGUCCUUUUGAAGAGCUACCAGAAACAGAACGCAACAUGCUACGAUUACGUUUCUAUGUGAUCAUGACAAGCUGCCGGGAGUUGUUCCCAAGACUAACUGCUGAUAUGAGACGCUUUAAGAAAUUACCACACACUCGUAAGGACUCUUUUGAUUUCACAAGAGAUUCCUCAUUGUCAGAAAAAUAUGAACCUGAACAGAGGGAGACUGACCCAGAUGGCUGGGAUGACUCUAGCGAUUCCAGUGAGUUUUACUUGCACAGGAAACCAUCGAAGAUGGUUCCAGAACUAUUCUAUUCCUCUCCACUCUUCCCUUUGUUGGCAUCUGAGGUAGCAACAGCCCAAGAACAGAUUACAAUGAUGGUUCAGCAAGCAAAGUCCCACUGUCGGCGUGAUGUCCUCUGGCAACGCCUCUUUUUGGGAGAACAUCUCUCUUCAGAUAAACACAAAAUGAGCAAGCUGUCCUUUGCGGAGCUGGAAGAGCUACUUGGAGCUGUGCAUAGUAAAUCAAUUUCUGAAAUUGACCCACAACUGGAUUGCUUUCUGUCAAUGAGUACCAGCUGGUAUCAGAGUCUGAUCAAGGUUUUACUCAACCGAUUCUCUCAGAGUUGUCGACUGUUUGUAGAUUCAGAUAGAGGAACUCAGUACUUGGCAGUGCUGAACCAGAAGUUUAUUGAUUGUUUUGUUCUCAUCUUCCUUGAUUCACAGUCUGCAAAGACGAAUCUGAAGGUUGUAUUCCGAGAGCCACUUCCUGCGCAACCACAGAACAGUGACAGCCCACUACCUCAGCUCGUAUCUAUGUACUACCACCUGGAGUCUGUCAUCAAUACAGCAUGCUUUAAUCUGUGGACUGGCAUGCUACAGUAGCAGACAUCAAACCUACCUGCUUUUGGACUAAUUUGCUUUAUUACAUUGACUUUCAUAUUCACAAAGUUACUGUUCAAUUGCUCACGGCAAGAAAAUGUGUUGUUGUGUAAUCCCACACAGAAGUAUUGAUUUUAUUAUGAUUCAAACUUCUUAUCCCUGUAUGUUCACAUACUUUGAAUACAGAAGCUGUUGGGACAUCCAUUGCUGACUUCCAAAAGUUAGACAGUCCAACAUUGUUGGAUGUUUGCACUUCUUAAUUUAUUUUCUUUUACUGAAUUUAAAGCUUAAUAUACUAAUAUGUCAUUAUAUUUUCUUUGUUUUUCCUUUAAACCUCUUUCUUCUUUUCCUUCCUUCAUCUGUUUGUUUCAUCCCUGUAUGAGACAAGUCAACUCAGGAAGGUUGAAGGGCUUUGUGUAGUUUCAACUAAAAUGUUUAUCCUGUUGCAAAACAGCACUGUGGCUGUUCGAUAAGCUCCAUGAUAGGAUAGCCUUUCCCUUUUUGCCACUUCCUCCUGGUCCCAAUCAAAUUGAUGAACUGACAAAACUCAUCUUAGUAUUGUGGAAAGAUUGAGCAAUGAGACCCAGUGGGGAUGAGAAUUUGAGACAGUCCAGUUUUUGAAUCUGAACCAUUUACUUUCAUUAGGUAUUGUCACAAUUUUACGUGCACUGGAAAGCAAUCAGAUAUAAUUUACUGUGAGAUUCACAGGUACCAUCUUUCUAAAUUGCAGGUUUGUUUUCAUUUUAAAAGAUAUAAAACAAAAUCCUAAUUCCUGCAUUUCAUUCACAUUGUUCCUGUAUCAGUGAAAUUGUUUCCAUUCGUAGCCUGAUAGAGGUGUUGCUUUAAGCAUGGCUUCUUCACCACUCCUACAGUGGAAUAAAGGUGACGCUGCACUUGGGAAUGGAAUGCUCGAAGUGCAUAAGAAGUACCUUUGGUUUUAAAGCACAUUCCUUUAUAGAAUUUUCGACCGUCAACUAUAUACUUAGUUGCAGCUGCACAAUGUCCCCUUGUUUGGGGAGAAUUAAUUAUAAAUAAAUAUAUUUGAUGUAUAUUUUGUAUAUAGUGAAAAUGGCUGAAUUAUCAUUGUAAAAUAAUAAAGUUCUAUUAAUCA